UUUUUGGUGUCUUGCUUGCACUAAAAUUCUGGGCUUUGACUCUUGAUCAUUGAUUCAAUUUUCUUUCUUCGAGAUCACACAUUUAAAAUAAUAGGUUUGAGGGCUCUUUCAAUAGGGUUCAUUUUACUCUUUUCUUGUAGUUUCCACUGAGAGCUAUGUUCAAAGGCCUUAUUUUGUCGUGCUGAGCCAUUUUUCUAGAUAGAGGUAAAGAAAUGGGAGGAGAAAGGCGUUCCUUUCGUACUUGAUUAAAUGGGAUCAUCUGGGUUCUUUCUAGUAUGCAUGCUUCAUUCUGUGAUAGCUCUAACUUGUGGAGCUUUAAUGAUGUUUUUCACAAAUGAGGUCACCGUGUGUGGUCAUGGCAUUGAAGUAGCAACGAAGCUUAAAGGGUCGACGUCACAUGGCCAACUCUUGAUCCAAACCUCCGAAUCCUUUUCUGGGUUGCUUUUAUUUGCUGUUGGAUUCCUCUUGUUUAUGGUAGCAUUUGUCAAGGACAGAGAGUUCCAAAUUUUCUUUGCUAAAGGUUGUACCUCGCUUCAUGUUUCAGUGGCCUUUUGGAGAGUUUACUUCGAGCAGAAGCUUGAAGAUCUGGCUCAUGAUUUGCCUAGACUAGUUGUUGGUGAUAUUGCUCUGGCUCUUUGAUGGGUUUUCUUUCUUGUGUAUUCAUGGAGAGAGAAGUAUCAUUAAGAAGCUACAACGGUCAGAUAGUCCAUCAUUGAAUAAACUUGAGCUGGUGUUGGUGUAGCUUUCUGGGUUCUACCAAGUGGGGUUUCAUUUUUCUUGGCUACAGGUUGAAUCUGGAAGGAACUUUAGAGAAAUGGAGGCAAGGGCCGCAUCGGAUUCUUGAUUACUGUUUUCUUAAUUCUUGAUUGGUUUCCAAGAAAAGUUGGAGAUGGGAUCUGGGGGUUGUCUGUUGUUUUCAACUGAGAAUCUGCAACUCGAGAAGUUACUUGCGCGCUCCAAUAUUGGCUUCUUGUCCACCUUCAAUCUAAUUUGUAAAUCAAUCUUAUUCAAUUUGUUUUUGCUGUUAAUGAAACUUUUUA
Molecule: messenger RNA, 1040 nt
Organism: Populus euphratica (Euphrates poplar)
Lineage: Eukaryota; Viridiplantae; Streptophyta; Magnoliopsida; Malpighiales; Salicaceae
Exons: 1
Coding region: 250-639 (129 amino acids)
Source: RefSeq, a predicted model, not a curated record